UAAGCACGGACCGCGACACACGCGCUGCGGGCUGCGUAAAAACUUUACCUUCGCCUUUUUAUUUUUUUUCACACGACAUUCGGCGGGAAAAUUGACAGUUGAUUUUUUUUUCAAGUGAUACUCUUUUGCCGGCCAGUUUUUAUAGACGUUUUUUAAGUGUGAAAUGAGUGUUUAGUUUUCGUGAACGUUUUAGCAAAAACAAAACAUUGGUGGUGUCAAGAUGACGUCGUUGUACAAUGAGGGCAAAUCAGUGAUCCGUCCGAUCGCGUUCAAGCCGCUGGGCGGGCGGCUGUCGGCGGGCGGGGAGCGCUACGGCUCGACCCCGGUGCUCGCGAGCCGCCCGCCCUCGCACAUGACGCUCUACGGCAGUGAGUACAACACUAGACACAGCUCAUCAGACGUACGCGAAGCCCGCUGGUGCGGCUCUCCGCAGCCCGCGUCGCUUUCCGCUCUGCCGCCCGCCUCGCUACCCGCUCCGCUCCACCAACGCCACCACUCCGCUAUUGUAACGAAGUCGAGUUCAGGACUGAGCGUGUCGGAGAGCAAGGAGCCGGCACCCGCGCCCUCGCCGGCUGAUUCCGGCGUCGCUGAACUAGAGAGGGAUCACCAUGACUAUAGUACAACCGACCGUCUCCGCUCGCACGACAUCCGUCUCCGCGCACCGCGAGCCCUCACGCUGCAAGGUUACUCCAGAACCAACGAGAGAGAUGCAGAACUGGCGCGGGUGCGACGCGAUCGUGCGUUGUUGCGACAACGACUUGAAGACACGGAGUGGAGUCUCUGCCAGAGAGCGGGGGAAAUCGCGCUGCUGAAGACCCAGCUUAAAGAUGCACAGAACGAACAAACCGCAAAAGGCCACGAGUAUCUCACCCUGAAAGCCGACUGCCGCCAACUACGAGAAGCACUCGACAAGAAGGAGAAAGAGAUAAUGAGACUCCGAGCAGAGUCAGAAGAAAAGGAAAAGAAUACCAACCGGCUGCAAUCCGAAGUCGACCGACUCACCAACGAUCUUAUGGAGAGCGUCGCCAACCUCUCUAAGACUAAAGAAGCAAGCAAAAGCGAGAUAGAUAAACUAAAGACCGAAUUAAAAGAACUACGGCAGGAGCUGUCUGAUGUUUCUUUAAGCGGUUACGAAGGGAUCGAAUGCGGAAGAACUAUGAGAGGGAUUUAUGACGUAUGCAAAACAAAUGAGUAUCACUGGACUUCAAGCGACAGCGCACUAGAAGACGCAGAGGUUCAGAGAUUGAAUGGAGAACUCCCGGACUCUUGCGGAGAACCCUGCCCCGCUAGCGCCAUGGUCGACAGACUCAAGUGUGAACUCGAAGCUAAAGAACAACAAUUCAACAACGAAAGAAGAAAGUGGUCCGAGGAGAAAGACAAAGUCCUCAGAUACCAGAAGCAACUACAACUUAACUACGUCCAGAUGUUUAGGCGCUCUCGUACUCUCGAAGCUGAGGUCGACAGCUUAAGACUUGAGCUCGAUCUUUGCAACAAAAACAUGAAGAACGUGAAACACGGAAAAGCUAUAGAAUUGUAACAGUACCAAAAUAUUUAGAGUUAUUAUUUAUCCAGGCCGUGUAAAUAGUAAUUUGCCUGAUAUCUUGCCUUUUGCGGUAGUUCUAAUGUUUUGAUAAUACUCGAUAGGCAAGGACUUAAUGUCACAAUUAAGUUACUAUUGUACAUUGAUAAGUUCAAGCGGAUAGAUUCAUGCUAUGUUAUGGGAAUACGCGUAUUUUAUGUAAGAGAGAUUUUAAGUUAUUUUAGAUUAUAAUAAAAGUAUUUUGAAAAUA
This is a messenger RNA of Cydia fagiglandana, 1790 nucleotides long. Its product is annotated as leucine zipper putative tumor suppressor 2 homolog. The record is from RefSeq and is a predicted model, not a curated record. The coding region runs from base 221 to 1537 and encodes 438 amino acids. Lineage: Eukaryota; Metazoa; Arthropoda; Insecta; Lepidoptera; Tortricidae. The transcript has 6 exons.